AUGCAGCUUCCAUGGAGGGUGCUUGUCCUGAGAAUGAAUAAGGGAGCAGAACAGCUACAGGGAAAAAGAAAGGACAGUGGACAACAGGCAGCACAUGCAGCCAGAGCAGCUGAUAAUGGAGCAAAAUCCACUGGCAUAAAGUGGGAGCUGGGGGCAGAGCGUAUUUUCGGAGCGACCGGCGGCCGGCCCGCGGCUACCCGCCCCAAAACCGGGAUGCCUCUCCCCGCGGCGCUGCUCCCGGCGCUGCUCCUCGGGCUGCUGUGGCCAGGGGCGGUGCGUGGCCGGUCGCCCCCGGGUCGCCUCCCCGCCGGGCCCCGCCAGCGCCGCUGGGACGCCGCUCUUUUCGCCCGCUCCGUCGCUCGCCUCCCGGCGGAGCGCCGCGAUGCCGCCCGCGACGGCGACUACCUCCUGGGCAUCAAACGGCUGCGGCGCCUCUACUGCAACGUGGGCAUCGGCUUCCACAUCCAGGUGCUGCCCGACGGCCGCAUCGAUGGGAUUCACAGCGAGAAUCGAUACAGUCUGCUGGAAAUUUCUCCUGUGGAAAGAGGUGUGGUGAGCAUAUUUGGUGUCAAAAGUGGACUCUUCGUGGCCAUGAACAGCAAAGGCAAGCUCUAUGGAUCUGCCCAUUUCAAUGAUGAGUGCAAAUUCAAAGAGAUUCUCCUGCCAAACAACUACAAUGCUUAUGAAUCCAGGAUUUAUCCUGGGAUGUACAUAGCCCUGAGCAAAAAUGGAAGAACAAAGAAAGGCAAUAAAGUAUCUCCCACAAUGACAGUGACACAUUUUCUUCCUAGAAUCUGA
Molecule: messenger RNA, 798 nt
Organism: Serinus canaria (Common canary)
Lineage: Eukaryota; Metazoa; Chordata; Aves; Passeriformes; Fringillidae
Gene: FGF4
Product: fibroblast growth factor 4
Exons: 4
Coding region: 1-798 (265 amino acids)
Biological process (GO): cell differentiation; fibroblast growth factor receptor signaling pathway; positive regulation of cell population proliferation
Cellular component (GO): cytoplasm
Molecular function (GO): growth factor activity; fibroblast growth factor receptor binding
Source: RefSeq, a predicted model, not a curated record